Messenger RNA from Maylandia zebra (zebra mbuna), 4342 nucleotides. It is a transcript of the gene nfkb2, whose product is annotated as nuclear factor of kappa light polypeptide gene enhancer in B-cells 2 (p49/p100). The record is from RefSeq and is a predicted model, not a curated record. Gene Ontology annotation, molecular function: protein binding; RNA polymerase II cis-regulatory region sequence-specific DNA binding; DNA-binding transcription factor activity, RNA polymerase II-specific. Gene Ontology annotation, biological process: signal transduction; regulation of DNA-templated transcription. Lineage: Eukaryota; Metazoa; Chordata; Actinopteri; Cichliformes; Cichlidae. Gene Ontology annotation, cellular component: cytoplasm.
AUUUCUCUUGUCUUUCUUUAUUAAAUGAUUAUUCUUAUUUUUACUUGUUAUGCAGCACUUUGCUCGUUGCUUCAGUGUGGGGUAGAAAUGCAGCGACAGAAUCAGGAGCGGCAGUGAGGCCGAUAGCAGAAACUCAGUCUGCAGCUCGAACGUCUCAGGCUGAUUAUUUAUAACCAUCAUAAACCAAACAUAACCAGAUUCAAGCUGCACAAGUUUCAUGAAGGUCAGUGCAGCUCACAGCUGACUCACAAACCGUGAAUAAGACACGAGAAGAACAAAUCCAACAAAAUAAAGAAAAGACACAAAUAAACUAAACUAGGAACAAUGUGCAGUAAUCAAUAAGCUCUGAUCAGCAGGUGGAAGAAGCUUUCAGAUCCAUUCAAACCUGCAGCGUUUUUAUUUACUGGUGAGACGAAUCAGGAUCCACAGUUUGGUUAAAUACACACAAACGAAGAAUGUGACAUCACAUUUGCACUGGCAUGUUUUUUUAAAUACAGAUGUUAAUAAUGUGCGUGACGAUGACUCAUUGUACCAUCUGCUGGUGCAAAUCGGUAUUACACAAAAGUCAAACUGUAUCUGAAGAUAAAGUUUCACAAACUGAGCGCGCGGCUCUGUUCACAUCAUACAUGCUUCCCUCAGGCUGGAUCAUCAUAGCAAACAUUUCUACUGCUAUGCUGAUGACACCCAGCUCUCUGUCCGUGAAGCCAGAUAACACACAUCAGUUAAACUGCAGGUCUUAAAGAUUCCUGCAGCUGCUGUCAGCUGUUCUUCUGUGGUGAAUGACUGAAGCUCUUCGGCUGUAGAGCGUCCGGAUGCUUCGGGAAACAAGCUGAAGGAGCUGGAAGCAGCCUGGGACGUCUGCUCGAGGUCACAAACAUGAAGUGUGUCGCAUGGGCAUCCUCAGCUGUUGUUUGUGUGUCUGCAUCGCGUUCGGUGCUUCUCACGCUGCAUGUUUCAUCAGGUUAAUUCAAGCGAAUGACUGAAGCUGUUUCAGGGAAACAUGAAAGAAAUAACCUCUGUGGAUUCCUGCAGACUUCCCCUCGGGUUUUCUCUCAUCUUGCUCGUACUCUACCUUUGUGGGUUUGUCUCUGCACAGCGCUCUGAUUGGUCGAUGCGCUGAGAGGGGCUGUCCCGUCACAGCGGGUUGAAGCUGGGAGAGCAGUGAGCUUCGCAUCAGUUUUGAGUCAGAGGCGUUAGACGAGGGACAGGAAGUCGAACGAGAAACCAGCAAAAAGACAGAAAAGAGAGCAAAGAGGAAGCAGAGCGGAGCCGGACGCCCGGCUGUGACAGAGCGCCGUUCACAGCUGUAACCUCUGCAGGAUGACUGAAGCCCAGUUCAUCGGCGGCUACGAGCACGACCUGCAGCAGUUCAUGCCGUACGACUAUAUUCCAGUGGACAUAAAGACAGAGCCCUUCAUGCCUGAGACAGCUCACGGCCCGUACAUUCAGAUCAUCGAAGAGCCCAAACAGAGGGGAUUUCGUUUCCGUUAUGAGUGCGAGGGUCCAUCACACGGCGGGCUCCCGGGGGCCUCCAGCGAGAAGAACAAGAGAACGUACCCCACAGUGAGGAUCAAUAACUACGUGGGUCUGGCCCGGGUCGAGGUCCAGCUAGUGACGCACACCGACCCUCCUCGCGUCCACGCCCACAGUCUGGUUGGACGCCACUGCGUCGAAAACGGCACCUGCACCAUCGACAUUGGCCCCAACGACCUCACCGCCUCGUUCAGCAACCUGGGGAUCCUCCAUGUGACCAAGAAGGGUGUGGUUGAAGUUCUGACCCGGAGGCUGAGAGAAGAGAAGAAGCGGCUCAAAGGGCCGCACUGUCACCUGACAGAUGUCGAGGAGUCGGCCAUCGUGAAGGAGGCCAAGGAGCUAGGGAAGACGAUGGACCUGAACAUCGUCAGGUUAAAGUUCACCGCCUACCUGCAGGACAGCACCGGCGCCUUCACCCGAGCGCUGAAGCCCGUCGUCUCCAACCCCAUCUACGACAGCAAGUCUCCCAACGCCUCCAACCUGAAGAUCUCCCGCAUGGAUAAGACGUGCGGCUCGGUGCUCGGAGGAGACGAGAUCUUCUUGCUCUGCGACAAAGUCCAGAAAGAUGACAUCGAGAUCCGGUUUUACGAGGAGGACGAGGACGGAUGCUGGGAGGCAUUUGGGGACUUCUCACCUACGGACGUCCACAAACAGUACGCCAUCGUGUUCAAAACGCCGGCCUAUCACAGCACAGAGAUCGAGCGGCCCGUCACCGUCUUCCUGCAGCUGAGGAGGAAGAAGGCGGGCGACAGCAGUGACCCCAAACAGUUCACUUACAUCCCGCAAGUCCUAGACAAAGAGGAGGUGCUGAGGAAGAAGCAGAAGCCGCUGCCUCACUAUGAGCACUGGAGAGGAGGAAGAGGAGGAGGAGGAGCCGGGGGAUUUGGUGGAUCAGGAGGAGGAGGAUUUCAGUUCCACCAGGAGAUGAAUGGAGCCGGGGGAGGAGCAGGAACGGGAGGGUUUUUUAAUGUCUCUUUCUCUGGCUUCGGUAAUGGGGGAGGGGCUCAGAUGUCAGGCUCCGCCCCUCAGUCAGGUGCUGCUCAGCAGCAGCAGCAGACCGACAGACAGACAGGAGGACAGAGCGACUCGCCGCUCCGUCAGCAGCUCCUUCAGAUCGCUGCUGCCCUCAACAGCAGAGUCUCUCAGAGCGCCCGGCAGACCGCCACCGCCCUGCUGCAGUACUGCAGCACUGGAGACGCUCGCGUCCUCCUCGCCAUCCAGAGACACCUGUGUGGCAUCCAAGAUGGAAACGGAGACACACCUUUACACCUGGCCAUCAUCCAUCAUCAGACAGGUGUGAUCCAGCAGCUGAUCCACACUCUGCUCAGCAGCCAGCAGCAAGGCAUCAUCAACACAGCCAACCACCUCCAGCAGACUCCCUUGCACCUGGCGGUGAUCACACGGCAGGUGAAGGUGGUGGAGGUGCUGCUGAAGGCGGGGGCUGACCCCAGCCUGGUGGACAAAGAUGGCCGUACCCCCCUCCACCUGGCGGCGCUGGCCGGGGACCACAACAUUCUUCGCUUCCUGCUGGCUCACCUGGGAGAAUGCCACGCCCACCUGGUCAACAUGCCUGAUUUCCACGGCCUCCACCCACUUCACCUGGCUGUGAGGAGGGACGGCGAGCGCUGCCUGCGUCUGCUGGUGGAGGGCGGAGCCAAAAUAAACGAGCCUGAGCAGAAGAGCGGGAACACCGCCCUCCACCUGGCCGUCAGAGAAAACCUGUUCAAGGUGGCCUGCCUGCUCAUCACCGAGCUCCGAGCUGACGUUAACGCCUGCACGUUUGGAGGAAACACGCCGCUCCACCUAGCCGCAAGCCUCAGCUCGCCGACCUUCUGCUCCAUGCUCAUCGCUGCAGGUGCUGAUAAGUCCAUCGAGAACGAUGAGCCGCUCUUCUUCAGCUCCUCCUCCUCAGACGAUGAAGAUGAACCAAUCAGAGAAGAAGAGAAAGAGCGAGAGGUCGCCCCAAAGACAUCCAAUCCCCGCAAGAGACCUGCAGGAGGCCACACCCCCCUGGACCUGGCUAAAUGCCAAAAGGUCAGGAAAGUGUUGUCGCCAUCUAAGAGUCCGAAGUCGGAUCGCCGCGGCAGCGGGAACAUCAGACCGACGACCAGCAGCACUGAAGAGGUGGAGCGCGCGGGGCUCGACGAGGACACGCUGUCACGGCUCGUGAACGUGCUGAGCGUCGGCGACGUCCCCUGGAAGAAACUGGCGGAGAAGUUGGGCAUGAUGACGCUGACUCACCUGUACCAGGACAGUCCGACGCCCUGCCGCCAGCUGCUGCGCCAUUACAAGCUGGGUGGAGGUGCAGUCGAAGGCCUGGUUGAAGCUCUGCAGUCUCUCGGUCUGACAGAAGGAGUCCGACUGCUGAGGAACGCCGAGCUCCGAGACGACAAACACAACACAGACGUCACUGUCGACAGCGGCUUCGGCAGCCAACCAAUGGAGGACGUGGAGCCGCCCGCGGGCGUGCAGUGACGAGUGCGUCACGAGCACCAUCCUUCUGCGAUCCAUCAGAAACCUGCAGCGGGUUUCAGAGAUCGGACUGUAAACGUUUGCUUCCUGUAGGAUCGAGACGAACAUUUGAAAUCCAGCUCAGCGAAUCAAGAUGAAGUUUUUUAUAAAACAAAUACAGAGGAUGGACGAAUCGACGCUGAAACUGUACCAUAGAUCUCAGAGCGUGCUCUUUUUAACUUAUGUUUCAUUUUCCUGUAAUAAUUUCACUUUAUUAAAGAGUAUGUGUGUUGUGUCAAUAACCUUUUUGAAAAGUUGGGUGGAUGAAAUGAUCAAUAAAUCUGUUGUUUCACUUUCA